Dichotomopilus funicola is the source of this 675-nucleotide messenger RNA. RefSeq lists its product as uncharacterized. The record is from RefSeq and is a predicted model, not a curated record. The coding region runs from base 1 to 675 and encodes 224 amino acids. The transcript is spliced from 2 exons. NCBI's taxonomy places the organism in Eukaryota, Fungi, Ascomycota, Sordariomycetes, Sordariales, Chaetomiaceae.
AUGGGCCUCAUCAAAAAAGUGACGCUCUCCACCGUCGGCCUCGGCAGCGCAGCGCUGGGCUACCUCGGCCUGGCGACCACCAUCGUGAGCCCGCUGCCGGCCGACGACCCGCUGUGGCAGAGCAAGAGCUUCGCCAAGUACAACCGCCAUCGGAAUCCGUCGACGCAGGAUAUCUGUGUCAAGCGGAUUCCGCUGGCGAAGAUUAGGCCGGAGCUGCUGGAGAAGGAGGGGGAUUUGGCGCUGGAGUUUUGUAGGGGGGUUUGGGGCGGCUGGGGCUACCGCUUCCAACGCGCCUACCUCGCACGCAAAUACCACUCCCCCGCAACAACACACCAACUCUGGACCGUCGAACAACUCGCCCACUCGGCCUACGCCCCCGGCACCGUCCUGACGGACCACUUCGAAGUGGUCGAGCGCACCGCCAACGAGAUCACCAUGCGCUGCGGCGACACGCCGCGCAACCCCAACCCGCGCGAGUCGGAUGGGCUGUUUGUGCUGAGCGCGGCGGUGGACCGGGCCAGCGGCGAGGCGGUGUUGGGGCUCAAAAGCUGUUUUUUCACGAGUAAGGAUAAGGUGGAGGGCAUUCAGGGGCCGAUGCCGGGGUGGAUGGAGGAGUUGCAUCGGUGGUAUUCGCGGAUUUGGAUGGAGACGGGGUCGUGGAGGGUUACUCGUUAG